AUAAACAAUUCCAAAAUGCCCGGGCAGUAUCACGUACAAUAUGAUUGGACAAAUUGUCCGAUAAAAUGUCAUCCGUCAUUUGGAGUCAUCAAAAAUCGAAUUCAAAUCAAAUUGGAACUAAAACCCAUUCAAAUCGGAUAUUACUACAAACGGCUUUAUAUUCUAAUCGCGUACCAUCAUCCCGUUUACAUUGAUAUAUACGCAUUUUCUGGUACGAUGAAAAUGGAUCCAUUUUCGUACUUCAGGUCACCGUUCGGACCAUUGCCAAAAUCUGAAAACAAUUACACCGAAUUCUUUAAAGACGUCGCGCACCCAAGGAACGAUGUACAGCACCUAGUAACCGUAUUACCGAAAGAAUUGCGAUUCGGUUACGUAAAGAAUACGAAAACCUUGGCAUUUAAUGUACACAAUGAUUCAGACACGAUGCUAUGCAUAAACUGGAUACAUGAACCCUGUAGUGAUAAUCCGUUCACGAUAAGUCCAAAACAGUUUUAUAUCAAUAGCCACGAUACGAAAAGAUUGAAGUGCAAGUUUCGACCAAAAAUCGUUCCGAAUAUUUACUUUGUUGAAUUUGAAGCAAAUGUUUAUUUCGGAGUCACCGAUUCUUUACGACCAUUGGAUUGUUACACUACAUAUGAUGCAUUUCCGAAGCCCACGUACAUAGUUCCGAUGAACAUUUCAUUAACGGUCACCGGAUAUUCUUCCGAAAAGCCUUUUAACGGAUGGAAAUCAACAUGCAAACUCAACAACCGUGUGAUAGUAAUGCCACCAACCGUGCCAACUUCUACACCCGUGUUCGCCACACUGUUGAUUAAAAAAGUCGUCCGAGUGCCAACGACAUUCGAAUUACGACCGCCUAAUAAAUCAAUGUUUUUAGCGAAACCCAUGAUGGGGAUGAUAUAUAGCGAUUACCAAAUUGUAGUGUUUCAACUGAUGAAAACGAGCAAUAAAGAGUCGCUUUACGCCGAACGGUGGAGUGUAGUAUUCGACGGUUUCGAUAAUAAUUCGGUCAGCAUAGAUAUCUACGCGAGUGCAGAAUUCGGGUGCGUGAAGAUCGGCGAGCGGAAUCACGUGGUUGUGCCGUACGACGUACAAGUGGGUUGCGAAAUGUGGGACGAGCAUGUGCCGAUAGUCAACACGACCAGACAUAGGCUACGGUACUGCAUAGAAGUGAGUAGUCAGCAUCACUCGGUGAACAACGAGGUGAUAGAAUUUCUGCCCACUAAACGUCGUAAUUCGUGGGGUUCGGGGAUCAGAGAAGAAAUUUGUGGCGAAGAGAUCGAUAUUGAAUAUGAAAAUUAUUAUACCAAAUCGGAAAUGGACGAUGAAUCGGAAAUGUUGGAUGACGGAUCGGAAAAAAACGCCGAAUCAGAAAUAGACGGGGAAUUAAAUAAAUACGCAAAACCGAAAAAGAACAUCCUACCGGAGAAACACGACAGGUCGGAAAAAGACACCAGACCGGAGUACACUGAACCAGAGAGAGAAGCUGGACCUGAAGAGGACGACGAAAUUUCAACAAUGGCGAAUCAGAGCUAUGACGAGUAUUCAAUCAAUUCUGCAACGAUGUCUGUGAGGAAGCUCGAACGACUGUCAUCGAUGUUGCGAGGUGAUGUAGAUAGAUUCGAGAGGACAACAUCGUGGCCGUUUGUGUUUGCGUUCGAUGUGUUAACCGGUGAAUUGGGGCCUAACGAAAGGCGCAACUUGCGAUUAUCGUUUAGUCCGACAGAGUGCUUGACGUAUACGGCUGACGCGAUAUGCUAUUUGACGUGCGAUCGCAAUGCAUAUCCCGAAAUCUUUAACGUGUUACCCAUUACCAUCCAAGGCACCGGAUGCAAAACGCGAUUCCAAGUCACGCCAGAAAAUUGUAAUUUGAAUAAUGUAAUAAUAAACACAGAAACAAUACAAAGAUUUAUAAUCGAAAAUAAAAAUCGUUCUUACGCAAAAAUAAAAAUUGUUAUAACUCCAGAAAGUUCUAUGAUUUGGCCUAUUCCUACGUGUAAAAUGAAUCCGGAAACUUUUCGAUUCACACCUCAGCAGAAUCAGUGUAAAAUGGAUUUAUCCAUAUAUCCUACAGAGUUGGGAUUUCAAAAAUUUUUCGUCAACAUACAGUUUGAUCCUAAAGUGGAAUCUUAUCCGGAAAAUGAUAUUACAAUAACGGUCAGUAUGAACGUGAUAACGUGUACAUUGCAAAUAUUGAGAAUAUCUAACGAUGCUGUACCUUAUUUCGGAAGAUUGGCUUUGAACAAACUUUUCCAUUGCAUAAAGAUAAAUAACGAACUCGAUAAAAUCUAUACAAAAAAUACAUCACCAUUAAUAUGGACUAUACCUGCAAUUUCUGACUCGAGCACUUUUGACAUUCAGCUAUAUAAUUUUUCGAAAGUACCAAUAAGUUGGGGAAUAAAAUACAACGAAUGCAUAAAAUGCACAUCGAAAAACAAAAACAAUAAUAAUAAUAACCUCAAGAACUGCAGUGCUCUCUCUAAUAAAUGUGUGCACUAUAAGAGUAUAAGAAUGACUCCGAAUGUAAACUUGAAAAUGGAUAAUUUUUCAAAAAUAAAAAUUGAAUUAAAUACUAUAAGUAAAGAAGAAAUUAAUUUGAGUUAUAAAUGGUCAAUCGGAUUCUAUAAAUCGCUAUUAUAUAACACCGAGUUGUUAAUAGAACCUAAAACAUCCAAAGACGGUUUGAUUUCAUUUGAUCCAAAAUACGGAACAACCGAACAACUAGAAUUCAAAUUUUUACCAAUAUUCAUAGCUCAUCAUAAUCCACCAGCACAAGCUUUUUGGAUAUACAAUAGCAAUAAUUUCAAUGUAACAUAUUCUAUAAUUGAUGAUUCAUUAACACCCGCACAUCCAUAUUUUCGUUGUCUAAACCCAAGUGGAGUUUUCAACUCCAAAUCAGUACAUCCAAUACUAUUUGUGUUUUCCCCUGACAGACUAUGUGCGUUUGAGGCUACCAUCAUGUUAUUAACAAAUAAUUAUUACAGACGCAAAAUAACCCUUUUAGGACAAGGUGAAUCUUAUACUAGAACUACUAUUUCACCGGGACAUGGUUUAUCAUCGUUUUUACCAAUUCAGAAUGAUAGAAAAGUAUUUUUAUCAACGGAAAGUAUAAUACUUAAACCAAUGUUUACACAAUCAAAUAUUAAAUCCUUGUUUUGCCUGUAUAACAACAGUGAUGAAGAAAUUAUCUACGAAUGCAAAGAGUGUACAGUCGACAAAAUACUAAAAGCUAUUAUAUGUCCGAUUAAAGGAAAUUUAAAAAAAAAUAGAAGUCAAAUAUUUGAAAUAUCCAUUACUAGUUAUAAUGAACCAGCCAUCUUAACAAUAAUGUUAAAUAUUAGCUAUAUGUUAGUUUCUCAAAUUGAAAAUUAUGAACGAUCGUUAAGAAAUUAUAAGAAAAACAAGGACAGACUUGAAGGGUAUUUUAAAAUCGAUGAAUUUGGAAAUUAUAAAUCAAAAUUAAACAUGAAAAUAGAAAAACAACCCCAAGAAAAACAUUUAGUCCUGUAUGCUUAUGUUAGAAUAAUCGAUGAAUUUAGUAAAUGGAUAAAUGAAGCAAAACAUAAUAUAAAAAAGCAUAAUUUUCAACAAGAGAAAAGAAUUAUAAAACAAAAAUUAGUCUCUUCAGAUAACUUUCAAAACAUUUUAUGGGAUGUUGUAGAUAAAAUUUGCUCAAAAGAAAUUGAAAACAAGCCAUUAUAUUAUUAUCAACUAAAAAAUUCAAAACAAAACUAUCUAAAUGAUAUACCAAAAACAACGAGAAAUAAUUUAGAAAUAAUUUUAACAUCACUUAUUAAAGACAGUUUGAUUAACAUAUUCCCAUCAAAUACGUGGAAACACUAA
This is a messenger RNA of Rhopalosiphum maidis (corn leaf aphid), 3843 nucleotides long. RefSeq lists its product as uncharacterized. Lineage: Eukaryota; Metazoa; Arthropoda; Insecta; Hemiptera; Aphididae. Bases 16 to 3843 code for a protein of 1275 amino acids. The transcript is spliced from 15 exons. The record is from RefSeq and is a predicted model, not a curated record.